AUGGUGUUGGAUAAAAAGUUCCACCAACUAUUCAAGCCUGACUUACUACCCCUAGAGGAUCCUUUCAAUGGCCGAUUUGACGUGCUGAACAAAUCAGAGAUUGAAGACAAUGAAUGGAUUCUUCUCUAUUUGGAGCUUGCUGUUGCCACAUCUUUCAGGAACCAUACCAAACAUGGUCUAACCAGUUUGAAGAUUCUGAAAGUAGCUAUGGAAAUUCCACCAAGCCUGGUGGAGCCUUUAAAUAAGGGACUUGACGCCUAUGACGCAAUUUUCUACAUUAGCUACAAGGACUUUUGCAAGGCUCGAGUUGGUAAGGAUGUCGAUAGCAUUGCUAUAGUCAGAACUCAGAAGAUUAUUGGAUCCGAAAUUGGAAAUCUUAAGACUCGGCGGUCUAAAAAUAGAUUAGUUACGGUUAAAAAAUAUACUAACCGUAACCGUUGUACUCAGAGCUCACAAACCAUCAAACCAUCAAACACCAUGGAAGCUGGCUCCUCCUCGUCCAUGGAUCUAGACUAA
Molecule: messenger RNA, 516 nt
Organism: Arabidopsis lyrata subsp. lyrata
Lineage: Eukaryota; Viridiplantae; Streptophyta; Magnoliopsida; Brassicales; Brassicaceae
Product: UPF0725 protein At4g11700
Exons: 1
Coding region: 1-516 (171 amino acids)
Source: RefSeq, a predicted model, not a curated record